Molecule: messenger RNA, 153 nt
Organism: Laccaria bicolor S238N-H82
Lineage: Eukaryota; Fungi; Basidiomycota; Agaricomycetes; Agaricales; Hydnangiaceae
Exons: 3
Coding region: 1-153 (50 amino acids)
Source: RefSeq, a predicted model, not a curated record
AUGAGUCUUACUCGUAAACUCGUAAGGACUCAUAACUCCACCCUUUUUACUGCAUCCCUUUCCUAUAGUCCUUUUAAUACACAUGUCUUUUGUUGGCUGUUCCUUCACUGUCUUUACCCAUGGCUAUCCUUCCACUCUUUACUUACACAUUAA